AUGGAGACGCAUUACCCGAGUUUUCUUCAAAACGUCACUGUCCAUGGAAAUAGUCAGGAUCUCUUACUGGUAAACGAGAUUGUCGAUAUCUUGCUGGGUCUAAAAAUUUGGCAGGGACUCCUGCUGUUUGCGUGUUCUUUCUGGAGUGUCACAACAUUGUUCACGCGAGGGAGUAUUACAGUUGCCAAUGCCCCCGUACAUGGUUAUCGAUCAUGGUUCGAGCCCACCUGGCUCUUCAAAUUGAGAUACGCGCGCGAUGCCCACAAGAUUAUCGCAAGCGGCUACAAGAAGUACAACACUGCCGACAAACCUUUUGUCCUUCGACGCCAGGAUCAUGAUGUUACUAUUCUUCCAAAUAAAUAUGUGUCGGAACUUCGGUCGAUUCCAAACUCAAAACUGAGCCGAGGAAAAGCCAAUGCCAUGGAAUGGGGUGAUCAAUGGGCGAUGAAGACAAUGUGGAGCCAUUCAGAACUGCCGAUCCGGGCCAUAGGUGACAAUAGAAACGGCCGAUUGGCACGAUAUCUUGAAUCUAUGAGAAAAGAAUUCGAUUACGCUUACGAGGUUGAGAUGCCUCAAGUGGAUGAUUGGACAGAAGUUGACAUUCAACAUAUCAUACGCAUGAUCUUGGUGCGCAUCAUCGGCAAGAUGAUAAUUGGUAACCCUGCAUGUCGCACUCCAGAAUGGCUGGAGAUGGGGGAGCACUUCACGGAAGACUUCGUCGCAGCAUCUAUCAUCAUGAGGCUACUACCGCCGUGGCUCCAUCCUCUGUUCACGAAUCUGAUUCCACAGAGGUGGAGGCUCAGACGGAGACUUCGAGAAGCCAGAAAGAUUGUGGAGCCCGCCAUCGCCAGACACCAGCAAGCAGUAAACAAGAAAACUACAGAACUAGAUUUCGAUGAGGAAGACAGCAUGAUGAGCUGGAUGAUGGAAAAUGGCGAAGACAAGGAUUAUGUCUUGUCUAACAUGGCGACGCUCGUGUUGGUCAUUCUUGUUCCUGCAGCGCACACUACGGCCAUGGCGAUUUCCAACAUCCUGUUCGAUUUAUGCGUCCAUCCUGAGUGGGAUACGGAAUUAAGGAAAGAGAUCCGUAAUGUCACCACCGAACUUGGCCCCAUUGGAAAACCAACAGCUGUAAAGGAUUGGGUUUCAAGGCUGGAGCUACUCGACAGCUUCUUCAACGAGAGUCAGAGGCUCAGCCAACCAAUAUCGAUCACUCCCAAUCGCUACGCGACAGAGUCUUUCACAUUUUCCGACGGUCUUCAUGUUCCAAAGGGCGCGUUGAUUGGGUGGGUGGGUAUACACAACCAGAUUGACCCCGAUAUCACCCCUGAUCCGAAGCAUUUUGAUCCAACGAGAAGUUAUCGUAAGAGGCAUUCUUCUCUAGAUGAGGAAACUAAGCAUCUUGCUGGACAACCUAGCAGAGAGAACCUCAGCUUUGGGUAUGGGAGUCAAGCUUGCCCCGGAAGACACAUUGCAGUCAGCGUGGUCAAGAUGGUUGUUUCGAGACUGCUUCUGGACUAUGAGUUCAAGUCCUCUGGAGAGAAAGAUAAGCCGAAGAGUAUUCAUUUGCUGGAAUUUAUCUUCCCCGAUCCAGCAGCGAAGCUUAUGAUGCGGAAGAGGCAAGCUAUGUAG
Messenger RNA from Truncatella angustata, 1632 nucleotides. Its product is annotated as cytochrome P450. The coding region runs from base 1 to 1632 and encodes 543 amino acids. The transcript is spliced from 5 exons. NCBI's taxonomy places the organism in Eukaryota, Fungi, Ascomycota, Sordariomycetes, Amphisphaeriales, Sporocadaceae. Gene Ontology annotation, molecular function: oxidoreductase activity, acting on paired donors, with incorporation or reduction of molecular oxygen; heme binding; monooxygenase activity. The record is from RefSeq and is a predicted model, not a curated record.